This is a messenger RNA of Sinocyclocheilus anshuiensis, 2365 nucleotides long. RefSeq names its product transcription factor Sox-9-B-like. Bases 172 to 1479 code for a protein of 435 amino acids. Gene Ontology annotation, molecular function: DNA-binding transcription factor activity, RNA polymerase II-specific; RNA polymerase II cis-regulatory region sequence-specific DNA binding. The transcript is spliced from 3 exons. NCBI's taxonomy places the organism in Eukaryota, Metazoa, Chordata, Actinopteri, Cypriniformes, Cyprinidae. Gene Ontology annotation, cellular component: nucleus. Gene Ontology annotation, biological process: morphogenesis of an epithelium; heart development; oligodendrocyte differentiation. The record is from RefSeq and is a predicted model, not a curated record.
CACUUCUCCGUUCAGUCAGUCCUCAUCUCAGAGAUACAUGUCGUGCCGUGUGGUGUGAGUUUAUUCUCCUGAUCUGAGCCGUGAGGGACUUUGGCGCGUUGACGCACUCCUCUGAACCCCUGCAGGAGGACUUUACAGCUGCACUAGAGUUUCCGACACUCGCUCUUCUGCAUGAAUCUCUUCGACUCCUACCUGAAAAUGAGCGACGAGCAGGACAAGGGUCUCUCCGACGCGCCCAGCCCGAGCAUGUCCGAGGAUUCCGCCGGCUCUCCGUGCGCGUCCGGAUCGGGCUCGGACACCGAGAACACCCGACCGGAGCAGCACCUGAGAGAGUUUAAGAAGGACGAGGGCGACAAGUUCCCCGUGUGCAUCAGGGACGCGGUGUCCCAGGUGCUGAAGGGCUACGACUGGUCCCUGGUUCCCAUGCCGGCGCGGGGCAGCGGCGCGAUCAAGAGCAAGCCGCACGUCAAGAGACCCAUGAACGCCUUCAUGGUUUGGGCUCAAGCCGCGCGCAGGAAGCUGGCGGAUCAGUACCCACACCUGCACAACGCCGAGCUCAGCAAGACCCUCGGAAAACUCUGGAGGUUACUGAACGAGGGCGAGAAGCGUCCGUUCGUGGCGGAGGCUGAGCGUCUGAGGGUCCAGCACAAGAAAGACCACCCCGACUACAAGUACCAGCCCAGACGGAGAAAAUCAGUGAAGAACGGCCAGAGCGAGAGCGAGGACGGCGAGCCGACCCACAUCUCCCCCAAUGCCAUCUUCAAAGCCCUGCAGCAGGCCGACUCUCCCGCGUCCAGCUUGGGCGAAGCGCACUCUCCGGGAGACCACUCAGGUCAGUCCCAGGGUCCCCCCACACCUCCCACAACCCCCAAAACGGACCUGGCGUCCAGCAAAGCGGAUCUUAAGCGCGAAGGCCGUCCGCUGCAGGAGGGCAUCGACUUUGGUGCCGUAGACAUCGGCGAGCUGAGCAGUGACGUCAUCUCCAACAUGGAGCCGUUCGACGUCAACGAGUUCGACCAGUACCUGCCUCCUCACGGACACCCGGGGGUCAGCGGCGGCACGCAGGCGUACCCCGCCGGCUACGGGCUCAGCACUCAGGCCGGAGGGGCCUGGAUUUCCAAACAGCAGCAGCAGCCGUCAAUGGCCAAUGGUGGAGAGCAGAGCCAAGGCCAGCAGCGGACGCAGAUCAAGACGGAGCAGCUGAGUCCCAGCCACUACAGCCAGCAGCAGCAGGGCUCUCCGCAGCAUGUAGCCUACGGCUCCUUCAACCUGCAGCACUACAGCACCUCCUACCCCUCCAUCGGCCGCGCGCAGUACGACUACGCCGAGCACCAGAGUCCCGCCAACUCCUACUACAGCCAGUACCCCGCUUUCAGCUACAUGAGCCCCAGCCAGAGGCCCAUAUACAGCCCUAUCCCCGACACGGUGCCGCAGCACUGGGAGCAGCAGCCCGUCUACACCCAGCUGUCCAGGCCCUGAGGGACACCCGCAGCCGGGUCGAAGCCCGGUGGGAGAACGCUGGAAAAGUACUGAAACGAACGGAAUGGCUCCCGACUGUGCCUUGAUUAUAUUUUUCUAGAUAUAAUGAGACAAGAGAAAUCCUCUGUGAGGACAGAUUCCAGAUACUUAUUUUAGUAUGUACUGUGUAUGUGUCGCGUGUGUUUUCCUCAGCUGUGUCUGGGAUUUACACGCAGCUGUCUUCGCCCCGGUGAUGUUUUUGUAAAGACUCGUUUGCCUGAUAUUUCUCCUCUGUAUAUAUUUGUGGGGGUUUCUUAAAACUUGGGCAAAGCCUGUUGAUUUGUCAGAUGUACAGUCGAAUGCUUCUAGAGUCCGUGCCUAAGCGUCUGCCAUAUCAGCUGAGCUCUUGCUUCUGUGGAAACUGCCUCUCGAGUCCGUCUGUGCCUACAGAGAUCACACUGCUGGAAGUGCCCUCCGCAGCUCGACCAUUCCUCCAGUCUUAACCUCUUUAAUUUAUUCAUUAGCGUUCAUUUGACUUGAAAGUAAUACUAUUUGCGUUUUAUCAUUUACUCGGGCUUCGUAUGACUAAUUUGUGACUAAAAAUGUUUCCGGAGAUGAUUGCGAUUUAGUUGUAGUGCCAACUUUAACCAUCUCAUUUAUUUAUCAUUUGUUAAUGUUUCCAUUUAAAAUGUUAAUCGAGUUGACUUCUAAUUGUGAGACCUGAUCAAACCUUUUAUAGAAACAACUGGAUCUUCGUUUCUCAAACAUGUCGACUUCUGCAGGCUGUUGGCUGCAUCUCUACGAAAAACACCAGCAUUUAUUUCCUUUCCCUUGUUUUUUAAUGUCGUAAAGAAAAACUGUAAAACAUGCCACCGUCUUAAAAGAAGCUUAUCUUUUGUAUCAUAUU